This is a messenger RNA of Cuculus canorus (common cuckoo), 448 nucleotides long. RefSeq names its product mediator complex subunit 31 (gene MED31). The transcript has 4 exons. Gene Ontology annotation, cellular component: core mediator complex; mediator complex. Gene Ontology annotation, molecular function: transcription coregulator activity. Gene Ontology annotation, biological process: regulation of transcription by RNA polymerase II. The record is from RefSeq and is a predicted model, not a curated record. NCBI's taxonomy places the organism in Eukaryota, Metazoa, Chordata, Aves, Cuculiformes, Cuculidae. Bases 71 to 448 code for a protein of 125 amino acids.
CUUCGUCACAGGCCCCGCCUACUUCCUGUUUAGGUGCAGCCCUUCCUUCCGCUGCCUGCCUGCGGGCGCCAUGGAGGCAGAUGAUACAGGAAAUCGACUUCGGUUCCAGCUGGAGUUAGAGUUUGUUCAGUGCCUGGCAAAUCCAAACUACCUCAACUUUCUUGCACAAAGAGGCUACUUCAAAGACAAAGCUUUUGUAAAUUACCUUAAAUAUUUACUUUAUUGGAAAGAACCUGAAUAUGCGAAAUAUCUGAAGUACCCUCAAUGUUUGCAUAUGCUAGAGCUGCUCCAAUACGAACAUUUCCGCAAGGAAUUGGUAAACGCUCAGUGUGCGAAGUUUAUUGAUGAGCAACAGAUUCUGCACUGGCAGCACUAUUCACGGAAGAGAAUGCGCCUCCAGCAAGCACUUGCAGAGCAGCAGCAACAGAACAACGCCUCUGUAAAAUGA